AGCACUUCUCCACAGGCCCACAGCGGAGAUGGCGGCGGUUGCCUCCGCAGCGGUACUGUGGCCCGUUGCCCGACGGCGGCUGUGGGGUUUCACCCGGAGGCUCCCGCUUCGCAACGCUGCUGGGCAGCUAUUGUAUCUUCGAGGGAACAGACUAAGAAGUACUCAGGCUGCUCCACAAGUUGUUCUGAAUGUUCCUGAAACACGUGUCACAUGUUUGGAAAAUGGACUCCGAGUAGCCUCUGAAAACUCCGGGCUCUCCACGUGCACAGUUGGACUGUGGAUUGAUGCUGGGAGUCGAUAUGAAAAUGAGAGGAAUAAUGGAACGGCGCACUUUCUGGAGCAUAUGGCUUUCAAGGGCACCAAAAAGAGAUCCCAGUUAGACCUGGAACUUGAGAUUGAAAACAUGGGUGCUCAUCUUAACGCCUAUACCUCCAGAGAGCAGACUGUGUACUACGCCAAAGCAUUCUCUAAAGAUUUGCCAAGAGCUGUAGAAAUUCUUGCUGACAUAAUACAAAACAGCACAUUGGGAGAAGCAGAGAUUGAACGCGAGCGAGGAGUAAUCCUUAGAGAAAUGCAGGAAGUUGAAACCAAUUUACAAGAAGUUGUUUUUGAUUAUCUUCAUGCCACAGCUUAUCAAAACACUGCACUUGGACGGACAAUUCUGGGACCAACUGAAAAUAUCAAAUCUAUAAAUCGUAAGGACUUAGUGGAUUAUAUAACCACACAUUACAAGGGGCCAAGAAUCGUGCUUGCUGCUGCUGGAGGUGUUUCCCAUGAUGAACUGCUUGAUUUAGCAAAGUUUCAUUUUGGUGACUCUUUGUGCUCACACAAAGGAGAAAUACCAGCUCUGCCUCCCUGCAAAUUCACUGGAAGUGAGAUUCGUGUGAGGGAUGACAAGAUGCCAUUGGCACACCUUGCGAUAGCUGUUGAAGCUGUUGGCUGGGCACAUCCAGACACAAUCUGUCUCAUGGUUGCAAACACACUGAUUGGCAACUGGGAUCGCUCUUUCGGAGGAGGAAUGAAUUUAUCUAGCAGGCUGGCCCAGCUCACUUGCCAUGGUAAUCUCUGCCACAGCUUCCAGUCUUUCAACACUUCCUACACAGAUACAGGAUUAUGGGGACUCUAUAUGGUUUGCGAACCAGCCACAGUUGCCGACAUGUUAUAUGCAGUUCAAAAAGAAUGGAUGCGACUAUGUACAAAUGUCACUGAAAGUGAAGUUGCACGAGCGAAAAAUCUUCUGAAAACGAACAUGUUGUUGCAGCUUGAUGGUUCAACUCCAAUUUGUGAAGAUAUUGGUAGGCAGAUGCUGUGCUAUAAUAGAAGAAUUCCCAUCCCUGAGCUUGAAGCAAGAAUUGAUUUUUGAGUUAAAUAGUCUACUUUUCAAGGACAAGACAAACAUUCUGAUUGAUUCUUUUGUAUAAUGGGUAGAGUUCCAGGUGAGCCAGGGCUGCAUGGUGAAACCCUGUCUCAAAAUAAACACAACAAAAACAGA
This is a messenger RNA of Nannospalax galili (Upper Galilee mountains blind mole rat), 1492 nucleotides long. It is a transcript of the gene Pmpcb, whose product is annotated as peptidase, mitochondrial processing beta subunit. Gene Ontology annotation, cellular component: mitochondrion. The record is from RefSeq and is a predicted model, not a curated record. Gene Ontology annotation, molecular function: metalloendopeptidase activity; metal ion binding. NCBI's taxonomy places the organism in Eukaryota, Metazoa, Chordata, Mammalia, Rodentia, Spalacidae.